CUCUUCCCCGCCACCUCUUCCCGGGGAAGGGACGAGGGCGGCCGGAGCGCGGCACACACCCGCCGCCAUGCAGAUCACGCUGAAGACCCUGCAGCAGCAAACCUUCCGCAUCGACAUCGACCCCGAGGAGACGGUGAAGGCACUCAAAGAGAAGAUUGAAUCAGAAAGGGGGAAAGAUGCCUUUCCAGUAGCUGGCCAAAAACUAAUUUAUGCAGGUAAAAUACUUAAUGAUGAAACUGCUCUCAAAGAAUACAAGAUAGAUGAGAAGAACUUUGUGGUGGUUAUGGUGACAAAACCCAAAGCAGCAGCUGGAGCAACUCAGCCAUCAAAUGCCACUUCCACUGUUGGCUCAACAACUGCAGCUCCCACAGCAGUUGCUGCCCCCAUCCCUGUUGCUGCCCCUGUGCCAGCUCCUGUCCCUCCACCACCAGCACCAGAGGCAGUGGCUUGUGAACCUGCACCUGUGAGUGCUCCGAAAGAGGAGAAGACAGAAGAAAAACCACCUGAGGCACCAGCUGCCGUCAGUCCAUCAUCGAUUGACAGUACAACAGGUGAUACAUCUCGAUCAAAUCUUUUUGAGGAUGCUAUAAGUGCACUUGUGACAGGUCAGUCGUAUGAGAACAUGGUGACUGAGAUCAUGUCCAUGGGCUACGAGCGAGAGCAGGUGAUUGCGGCACUGAGGGCCAGCUUCAACAAUCCUGACAGAGCAGUGGAAUACCUUUUGAUGGGUAUACCUGGAGAUAAUCAGGCUGUGGCUGAACCCCCUCAACCACCAAGCACUGGUGCAUCUCAGUCUUCAGCAGUGGCAGCAGCAGUAGCAACUAUACCUACGACUACUAGUUCACUAGGAGGACAUCCGCUUGAGUUUUUACGAAAUCAGCCUCAGUUCCAGCAGAUGAGACAAAUUAUCCAGCAAAAUCCUUCUUUGUUGCCGGCAUUGUUGCAGCAGAUUGGACGGGAAAACCCCCAACUACUACAGCAAAUAAGCCAGCACCAGGAACAUUUUAUUCAUAUGCUGAAUGAGCCAGUUCUAGAGUCUCGCCAAGGUUUAAGUGGCAGUGACGAUGGUGCCAGCACUGGAGGAAUUGGAGAUGCUGGGAAUGCUCAUAUGAACUACAUUCAAGUAACACCUCAGGAAAAGGAAGCUAUAGAAAGGUUAAAGGCAUUAGGAUUUCCUGAAGGACUUGUGAUACAGGCGUAUUUCGCUUGUGAGAAGAACGAAAACCUGGCUGCCAACUUUCUUCUACAGCAGAACUUCGAUGAAGACUGAGAGAAUUUUUUUUUUCUAUUUCACACCUCACACCAGUGCAUUACACUAACUUUGUUCACUGGAUUGUCUAGGAUAUUUGGGCUUAUAUUCAUAAUGCUUGGUGUAUGGCAUAUAGGGGUGGGUGGAAGGGAGAACAUAGGAAAAAAACAAAGCAAAGAAAGCAACAAAUUUAUGUCUGUUUUAAAUUAGCAGAUGCAGAAAAUCGCACAGUGUAAAAAAAAAAAAAUGUACAACCAAAAAAUCAGCUUCUGCAGAUAAUUAGUUCCUUCUAUAAACUGUAGGUUACUUUUUCUAGGUUUUCACUCUUACUGUACUAGUUCCAGAAAUGUAGUGUAAUGCACUGCUUCAUGUUCCUUUCCAGUUAGCAUUGGCAUUGGAAGUAGCCUGUGCUACGUGGAUUUUACAGUCUGUAUUUUGUGGCAACACUGGAUAGCAGCUUUGUGAAAUCUAAAAGAUCUGAGCAAAUGUAAUCCUGAAUGUCAAAAUAGGGGUAUUCAGGGUUUUUUUUUUUCAGCUGUGUUAAAGUAGUGCAAGAAACACAGUAUUUUUGUCUAAUGCUGAAUUAGAACAGUGUUGGCUUUUUUUUUUUCUUCAAAUGAAAACCCAUUACAGUUAAAAGUGUCCUGAUUAUUGAGAAAUGCCACCCCCUCCUUUGUCCCCCUCAAAUGAUCUGAGAAGCUAUAUACAUAAAGAAAAAAAUUAUUAUCCUGUUUACAUAUKUUCUCUUUGGGAAAAAAAUGAUAGAUAUCUAAUUACUGUUCUCUUAAUGUUAUCUUGCAGUAAAAGUUUUAAAAGCAAUAGAUUGCAUGUUUGGUUUUAUUAUAUGCACUCUAGUGAACUGAAUAUUCUUCUUCUGCCAGCAAACAAAAUGCAAAAGCUUAAUUUUUGUCUGCUGCAAUGAGACUUUAUCAAAUCAAAUUUCACCUUCCCAACUUUGUUGAACCAGCUUUCAUAGUACAGCUGUAAGUGUUCUGUUGCUCUUGAAUAGAUUGUAGUGUUCAAGCUAUUUCUGUUAAGUAAGGACUUUUGGGGAUUUAUUCACUUUAUAAGGAAGAGAAGUUCAAAACUUGAGAUAUCAAGCAAAUUGUCAAUUUAUUCCAACGUAACAAAUAAAAUUGACACUCGAAACUUUCUAUUGAAAAUAAACUCUGGUAACAGAGUUUUGAAUCUUAUUUCUUCAUACCUAGUUAUCAUUUAUUUUGUUUAGUCAUCAUAAAAUGUUAACAAUCUUUUUUUAAAAUACACAUUUACUUUUAGAGAUAAUUUUGCCCAUCGUUGCAAUAAUAGGAAUAAAAAUAAAUGCAAAUUUAAUUUAAAGCUGUUCUGUGCAACGUUACCUGAACACAACAUGGGGAUAGUUUGAUUUUUCUACUGUUGUAGUCCAAUUACCUGGAUUACAAAUUUACCUCUACAGUAACCAGGAAAAAUCUUAUUAGUGGUACAGCACUGAACUCCUGUACAACUAAUGAUAUUAAUUAUUUUAAUGAUUUAGUGGUACAACUAAAAAAUUACUUUCUGCUGAGUUUGUUUAUCAGUGGAUUAACUACUUAUCUACUACUUAAGCUCAAAGUACAAGUCAAGUGUCUUGAAAGAAGAGCUAAAAAGACUGAAACGUUUGUAUUUAGUUUCUUCAUUGAUUGGCCAUAGUCUGUAAAAAUAUUAUCUGCACAAAACAUGAAAAUGUAUUAAAGCUUUUUACUUUUUUUUCCUAUUCGUAUACAUCUGUGAUAUUUUUCCAGACAGUGUGUAUUUCAAUUAUUCAGAUUUUAUUCUUUUAAAAUUUCUUAGGUGUAUGUCAUCUAAAUGAUCAGUAGCACAACCCAAAUCUAUCAGUAGGAGAUGUGAUACUACUAAAUAGGAAAUAAGUCUUUCAUAAUGUUUUGAUUUUAGAGAAGUUAACAUUAAUACCUGAAUCAGCUAGCAGACUUCAUCUAAAUAGGAUUCUCAGUUCAUCUAUGAACUGGGAGAGAUGGAUUUUGAUUUAACACUGCAGGCCAAAAGGGGCUGUGUGUUUAUCUGUAAAAGAGCCAGCUGUCAGGUACUUGAAAAACACCAAAUUGAUACAAGGACUUCUUGAAUGUACUUUUACUACAUAGCUAAUAUCUAACUAAGACAAAAGCUUUCAGUUUGUGGGAGUCUUCUGUACUGAUCAAACUGCUAUGAGAAAUAACCAUUCCUUCUCUAGGAGGCUGGAGAGUAAAGCAAGAAUGUCUGGGUGUUUUAGUCCACUCCCUCCAAUUUUGAUUUUGAAAUGUUUACGUAUUAUAAAUGUAUUUGAAUUAAAGUCUGUUGAGCUUGUUCUUUGUAAAAAAAAAAAAAAAAAGGCAAAAAAAGAAAAAGCUAGUAGCUUUGUUCAUUUGUAACUUUGUAUGCGAGUGACUGAGGGAUUUAUGGCUGCUGUGUUCGAAGCCUUACUAGUCAUGCUGUUCCCGUUUUUUCCAGCAGUGAAACAGUGUUUUUGUGACUUCUGAUGAACAACAGGUGUCUGACCUUACAUGCUAGCAAAAACUGUUACCUGUCCAAUAGUGGGAUACUUGCCAGGGAGAAUCAUGUCUCUCUUUGUAGUAGCUGCCAAAAGGGAAGAAUACGUGGAAUUCAUGUGGUGUUGAGGAGGUGUGACCUGAGCAAGCUGCCUAGGUAUGUUGUGCCUCGUUUUCUACCAAGUAAUACCGGGAGUUGUCUGCACAGAGUGCUCCUCAGCUUCUCUGCUGCAGAUCUCUUAGGGAUUUGGGGAUCAGUUUCCUCAGGGCUUUCUGAACAGUAGCUAAGAAAAUAAAGUAUUUCUUCCUAAGUUUUGGUACUGUAGUCCUUACCUAUGUUGUAAAACUUCUGAAUAUCUGCUUAGACAAAAGCUAUUUAUGAUGCACUUUUAAUUGGGAUUAAAAAGUUACUCUGAAGUCAUAUUAAUUCUGUAGUUGUCUGUUCUUAAAGUACUCUGUACAGCUGCAUUUUAAUGUUGUGGUUCAUUUACCUCACCCAGAGUUACCUGAUGAGUCCAGCUAAAUCCCAAGCARUUUGACUGAUUAAAUGCGCUAUUCCUACCCUACACUAUCAGAAUGUUUUAGGAAUGUGAGACACUCACUCCUGAAGUCAAACUGUGACUCUGAUUUUGGAGUGCUGAGUUGAACUUCACUUCAAGAAUGUGCAUGAAUAA
This is a messenger RNA of Malurus melanocephalus (red-backed fairy wren), 4424 nucleotides long. It is a transcript of the gene RAD23B, whose product is annotated as RAD23 homolog B, nucleotide excision repair protein. NCBI's taxonomy places the organism in Eukaryota, Metazoa, Chordata, Aves, Passeriformes, Maluridae. The record is from RefSeq and is a predicted model, not a curated record. Bases 68 to 1270 code for a protein of 400 amino acids. The transcript has 10 exons. Gene Ontology annotation, biological process: proteasome-mediated ubiquitin-dependent protein catabolic process; nucleotide-excision repair. Gene Ontology annotation, cellular component: cytosol; nucleoplasm. Gene Ontology annotation, molecular function: ubiquitin binding; proteasome binding; damaged DNA binding.